Aedes albopictus (Asian tiger mosquito) is the source of this 3752-nucleotide messenger RNA. RefSeq names its product leucine-rich repeat-containing protein 15-like. The record is from RefSeq and is a predicted model, not a curated record. Gene Ontology annotation, cellular component: plasma membrane. Lineage: Eukaryota; Metazoa; Arthropoda; Insecta; Diptera; Culicidae. The transcript has 4 exons. The coding region runs from base 684 to 2381 and encodes 565 amino acids. Gene Ontology annotation, molecular function: protein binding.
GUUUUUAUGACUGUCAACCACUUGGCGCGUCCGCGGUACUGCCCCGGUCCGAGUGGGUGGCAGCGACGAGAAUCCGCGCGCGCACAUCUCAGACCAGUCGAUAACGACCAGUGUGUGCGGUGGAACCAACCAACUCGAGUGUAAUUAUCACUUGGCUUGAACCGAGUCGUCAUUAUUGGAUCAUCGAGAACAACGAGAACCAAACAAGUGAAAGUCAACGACUUAAUGAAUUUUCAAUUGCCCAUGGUUCUCCGGGUAUUGGUGGAAAAUUGCAACCCAAAACUGUGUGAAACUUCGUUCCAGAAGGACCAACUUUUGUGACCCGCUUUCCCAGAGCCAAGGCCAGCGAUUUGGUCGGUAAAUAAUUGCAGCAACAAAGUAGUAAAAUUAUCACUAUCAAAACUGUGCUCUUUGUGGAAAAUUGGACAGCCAGCGGGAAUAAAAAUUUCUCGAAGCUGAGAUAGCAUGAUUUUCCAGCAGCUGAACUCGGAAAAGUAGAACGGAGGAAAAAUAUUCUACGCUUUUCCUGCAGGAGGUGAACGGGUGUACUGUUAAAUAAUUUAAAUAAAAUUGCAAAAGUUUUGUCAUUUGCCAGCGCUGUUGGAGGGGGUAAGGGAGGCCAGAACGACAAAACGGCCGACAAGUCUCCGAUGUGACAUAACCUCAAAAUUAACGCAGAUACAAUGUCUGGUCGAGUGUUGUUUCUGACACUGCUAGUGGUUGGAAACUUUGUCCUCCACUGGGACACGGCGGCUGCCCAACGCCGGAACAUGGCUGAUGUCGAACUGGAUGACGAAAACUAUGCCAUCACGUUGAAAGCUUGCUACGUAGAAGAUUUGCGCAACAUUCGAGAGCACAUUCAAAACCCGCUAACGGUUAUCAUAAAUCACUGCUAUCUGCAAGAGCUUCCAAAUGCCAUCUUCAUACGCUUUUCAGAUCUUCACACCCUGGAGAUUACUGAUAGUCGUCUUAACAACCUGCAAGAUUUUGCUCUUAAUGGCCUGCGGAAUCUAGAGGUUCUCAACUUUUCCAGAAACAAUCUCACCACGAUAAAAUCCUGGAGUGACCACGAUCUCGAAAGCCUUCAAACGCUAGACCUACGAAGGAAUCUCGUGAAAGGUAUCAAUACCCAAUCAUUCAAACGGUACCCCAAUCUGAAUAAAAUAAACCUCGCCGGAAAUCUGAUCGAAAUCAUCCCCGAAGGCACCUUCAAAGUAGUCCCUAACCUCAAGUACCUGAACCUGGGCCGAAACCUACUAACCUCCAUCGAGGAAACCACCCUCAAAGGCCUAAGCAAACUGACCCACGCCCUCUUUCAUCACAAUCAAAUAACAUUCGUUGACUUCUUUGCCUUCAUCGGUAAUAGCCAUCUGAAGACGCUUCAACUGCAGGGCAACCAGAUCACCAUCUUCGAAACGGAUUUGCUGUCCAAUCUGCCCCGGUUGACGUUCCUGAAUAUCAGCUACAACCAGCUGGAGGAUAUCGCUGAUUACACUUUCAAGAAGAAUGCCGACCUACGGGUGUUGGAUUUGAGCUACAAUGGGAUCGAAAACUUUCGCGAGGAUAGCUUCAAGGGGUUGGUCAGCUUGGAGGUAUUCAACGCCAGCCAUAACCACAUCACUCAGCUGAACAAAUACAUUUUCAAGGACUUCUCCUCGGUUCGCUUCCUUGACCUGUCGGGCAACCGGCUAGCCUACAUCGACAACAAACUGUUCGAAUACAGCCCACGGUUGGAGCUGCUGAACCUGUCUCGGAAUGCCAUCUCCGAAAUCGAACCGAACAUCUUCGAGGACUCGCGGAAGCUACUCACGCUGGACUUGUCCCACAACCAGCUGGCGGAGGACGCCUUUCUGUGGCCGAUCGUUAGCUUGAAUCAUCUGAACAUGAGCGAUAACCAGUUCCAGCGAUUGAACGCAUCCGUCCUGGAGAGCUUCGGUCAGGUGCGAUUGAACAGGAAUCCCUGGAGCUGUCAGUUCCUGAUUCUGGAACUGAUGAAGCAUAGUAAGAACGUAGAAUACGGGAAGAACUACGUGGUGGAAUCGACGGAUAGCAUUCUGAACACGCAGGGGAUCGAGUGCACGGACGAGAGGGGAAAGUUGAGGGACAUUGUUGUGGUGGAAAGUAUGGUUAAGCCGGAGUAUAGUUCGGAAUAUCAUCGCUUCCAUCUGCUGCACCAAGAGCAGCUGGAUACCCGUCCCAUUCAGGACAACUUCGACACCAAGUCCACCAUUCUGUGGCUUCUGUCCGGAGCGUUCGUCGUAUUUGGUGCUUUCAAGUUGAUACAGCUGAUUCUGCGGCACUCGGAACAUCAGAGCGAAAAGUGGCGCUUGGCUCAGCACCUUCCACCUGUGCGCAGUCUGGUCUCACUAUCACCAAGGUAGCCUUUUUUUCCGCUGUGACCUCCUUUGAAAGGCUCAAUUUUUCAUCCUCUAUUGAUUACAGUUUUCCAGUUUUUCUUCUUCUGCCCUUUUUUUUCUCACCUCCUCGCAAGUUCACAGCGCGCCCCCCGAAGAUGCGACAAAAUGUUGAAAAUCUUUUUCUUCGCCCCAUAUUUAUUUUCUCAUAUUUGUCACCCGCAUUGCCGUGUAUACGCGCUGUUUAUUUCCCAAUUACUCCACAUGGUGCGGAUGCUGACGACGAUGUCUGCAGCAAGCAAGACGACGUCAACGACAACAUGGUUGGCCUACUGGCAGUUGGACCACUGAUGCUGGAGCAUAUCACCGCACCGCACCGCACCGCACCGAUCUUGACGCAGAGAGCGUCAGUAUGGAGUGGUGUAGAGUUCACCCCACUUCAUCACGCUUUUCGAACUUCUUGUGAAUGGAAUCUGCCGCCGGUGGUGCUAGUACUACAGAUGAUACGAGGCCAUACAAGGUACCUACAAACAUGGGUUUGGGGGUGGAAGUGUUCCAGAGCAGCAAUACGAGGAAAUAUGGGAGCGCGUCCGUCGCAUAAUUCAGAAACGCCUCAAUGUAUCACAAAUAAUAGAGCCAAAUAAAUCAUCGCCGUUUUACCGAGAAACCACAAUACGUGUAGUUCAGCUUGUUAUAUUUAGUGAAUUUUUGGUGGUGAUGAUAGAUGGGUCGUAUGAAAAAAAAAAGAAAACAUGAACUUACUAUAUUUUUGAUAGUAAAUACUACUUGUGGAACAUGUUCGUUGGGCAUUCCCCAAAAAAACAAAACGAUGUUCGAAAAGUCGAUCCUAAAUUGAAAGAUAAGCUUACUUGAAGCAUUUUUGUAGAAUUUAUCGAUUUUCUAAAAAAUCAUUCAAAAAUGUUUCGACAGGGCAAUUUUUAAAAUUACCCUUUUUCUUAAAAAUUCUUAAAAAAACAUAUUUUUCCUUUUUUGUUUUUUUUUUAUAUUUUAGUAUUUCUUUUUCACCUUUAGGCAUAACUUUCGUGGUUGAAAAUUUAAAAAACCCAGAUUAAUCCACCUAGUGGUGAUAGUGCCUUUCUCGUCGAACAUGUACUCAUGAUCCUUCUUUGGUUGGGAUACGACUGGGAUGAUUUUGCUUCAGAAUGUUGGCUUCAGCCUUUUGGGGGAAUCGAAAACACUAGUUUAUGAUUUUUUCCGACGUUUCGAUCUGUAUGGGGCCUUUUCAAGGGUUCAAUCGGUCAAGGUUUCCUAGUCAAGAUGGCCUUGCCUAACUUAAAAAUGUCAUACGGAAGUUUUGGUAUUUAUUGAGUCCGUUCGGUUUGAAACCGUCGUGAUGUGGACAAUCUCCUACCUAUCGGGCGGUUUAGAAUUCGGUCC